AUGUCAAUGAAUCGUUACAAAUGCAGCUGUGUGCGCUGCUCGCAGCAUCCAGACGGAUUCACGUACCAGACACGGCAGGUUAUUACGAAGCACGCGAAGAAGUACCCCCCUGUCUUGCAACCAAUGGGUGUCAAUACCAAUGCUGAUGCAGGUGCAAACCCGAUGAACGAUGCAUCUGGGGCAUCAUCUGAGUCUGAGGGUACUGACCAUCGAGAGAGACCGGAGAUUCCACCUCAAGUCAGAGAGGAUGAGUAUGAUUUCGAGUUUCAGCAUAUGGAUGACCAACAUGCGGAAGAGCAGCCUCGAUAUCUGGCAGAACAACAAGCACCUGUCCAGGAACUCCAAGACUUCAACUUCCCCUUCCAAGAACAUCCAGGUGUCCGCCUUGCCUAUCUCAACACAGUCAUUGGUAAUGUCUUCGGAAAGCAGAGCAUACAAGCUGCAACGGAUGCUCUCAACAAUCAGCUAAAUUGCAUGCUACUCGAAGGUGUACUACCUGAGCAUCCGCGUCCCGUCUGCCAUCUCCUCAGCGUGAAGUGUCAACUUGGCAUUGAUGCUGACCAGUGGAUCACCCAAUAUGCGAUAUGCCCUGAGUGCUGGAAGCACUUUACUCCUGCUCAGGUCAAGGAGCUUCCAUCUCCCGAGUGUACUGUGCCAGACUGCGAAGGAGUACUAUACGAUGAAUAUACUGAUGCGAAAGGCAAGCACAGCCAACAAGAUCGUCCAGGACAAAAUGAAGACGAAGACUAUGUCAUGACUGAUAUGCAUGACAGCAUGUUAUGGCAUGAACUCGAGACAAAUACUGUCCACAAGAUUGGUGAAUUAGGUACCAUCUGCGACCGCCCUCAUGAUAACCAACCAGCAACAACAAAGCUUACUGAACAUCGAUAUGGCCUGCAUUUGACCUUGAAUAUUGACUGGAUGGGAAUACUCGAAAAUCAGCCCCACUCUAGCGGCCCUAUCUACUAUGCUAUCAAUGACCUCCCACAAGAUCAACGAUUCUUACAAGUCAACAUCAUAUGCGCAGCAAUCAUGCCAGGUCCAAAAGAGCCAAACAUAGUUCAAAUCAACCAUUGUUUGGAGCCAUCUACUCAUGAGCUGAUGGAACUCAAGAAUGGGGUCAAAAUGGAUGUUUAUGGAGAAGAGGAACUUGCAGAUGUAUUUGCAGAUAACGAAGCCCUUGCUUGCAAUAUGCCUGCCUCACAUAAAUGUAACAGAACAGCUGGACAUAGUCAUGACUUCCAUCCAUGUGUGUUUUGUGAUGUUGACAUCAUCAAAAUCAAUACUCCUGAAGGCUACAACAAUUUGUGGACUGACAAAAACAAUUAUCAUAUGCUUCGUCAGAGCUUCUACUCUAAGGAUGCUACUCCCACUCACCAAGAAGCGAUCUUCAUUCUCAAUGUCAUUUCAGGCUGGUUACCAUCAAGAAAGUCAGCUCUUGACUUUAUGCACUGUAUCUUCCUUGGAAUCAUUUCGCACCUAUUUAUGCACAUGUUGUUUGGUGGAUAUAUGUUCUCAGGCAUGGGUGGUGUCAAUUCUCUGAAGCGACACUUUGAAGACAUAAUUAAUGCUGUAAGAUGGCCUAGCCACAUCACUCGACUGCUGAAAAACAUAUGUCUGGGUGAAAACCAAUCCCUCGAGAAGGCUGACGAGUGGCAUUGUCUUCUAAUGAUCACCCCAGUCAUUCUCUGGUGGUCUUGGAGGGACGCUAAUGAUGAAAUACCAGACACUGAGCCUCCUCUUCCACCCAACACUAUAGCCCCAGAUUUUUCCCAUAACUGCUGCUUGCUGUAUAAGGCCAUUCUAUUCCUGUGCACUGGUGUCCGAAUUCUCACAUCCUGCAUGAUCUCUAUGGCUCAGGCUUGCACUGGUCAGAGCUUUCUAGCCCAUUACUGCUUGGAAUGUCUGCAGCUUCGCAUCCCACUCACCAUCAACCAUCAAGCUUUGAUGCAUACAGCUGAUAUGAUAAAGAAGUUUGGUCCUGUAUAUGCCUGGUGGCUCUUCGCAUUCGAGUGGUUCAAUGGCAUGCUGGAAUGUGUUCAACAUAACGGUCAUGAUGGAGGACGGAUUGAGUUAACUCUCUUAUGGAACUGGGUCCAAACUCAUCUCAUUUAUGAGUAUCUUCUGGCUCUUCCUGCUGACACCCAUUCUUUCGAACAAGACCAGAUUAACUGCAUUAUCAAGGUACAAGCUCAAGACUGUGGAAGUAUGAUGAUGCAGAUAGCAGUUUACCAGAGCGAAGCUGCCAAAGACAAUGUUAGGUUACCACUCCAUAAUGCAAAAUUGAUCAAUCUCUGUGCAUACAGCUCACCUCAAGGAGUAUUCUACCCCAUUCUUCUCCAGUACUGUCAUUCUCUAUGGCCCGACCUUCACCUGGUUGGUGAUUUAUCGUGCGACAAUGGCACCCCCUUCUAUGCGAACAAGGUAGCUCAUGCACUCACAUACAUUCGCAAAGACAGCAUUUGUUAUGGCUGCACCAUGAAUUGGUGCACACAUGCUGACUCAUUUGCAUUCAUAUCACAAGGUAGAACAUGUGUCCCUGUGCAAAUCAUGGCAUUAUUUGUGGUUGGUGUUCUUGAUGUUGUCCCUCAUGUUUGUGCAGUGGUGCCGAGAUUAGUCUCUGAUGAUGACAUUCCUGCAAUGCCAUGGGAUCUCUACACAUCUACACUUGGUAUCCACAUCUCCUACACUGAAUUGGGCCCUCAGGAAGUGGUUCCAGUAUCACAAAUCGAGUGCCCACUGGCACUAAUUCCAGUGCACUUGAAUGUCCUCAAAAAAGAUCUGUGGAUCACCAUCUCAUUUGACCAUGUAAGUUUACAAACUGUACUCUCAUACAACAGUCUCAAAAAAUUUGUAGGCCAGGAACAAACCUGA
Suillus subaureus is the source of this 2874-nucleotide messenger RNA. RefSeq lists its product as uncharacterized. NCBI's taxonomy places the organism in Eukaryota, Fungi, Basidiomycota, Agaricomycetes, Boletales, Suillaceae. The transcript has 11 exons. Bases 1 to 2874 code for a protein of 957 amino acids. The record is from RefSeq and is a predicted model, not a curated record.